GCUCAGGUUGGCCUUUGUUCUGUUUGCAGUGCAGAUGUACUCUCUACUGUGAAAACAUGGUGAGUGUGUUGAAGUGAAACAAAUUAAGCACACUGCAUCUGAAACCUCCUUUUGUGAACAAAGCCAUCACAAGGUUAAAUGUUGAGAACUUUCUGUUUCUUAGCUGUUUGUUUUAUAUAUAUAUAUAUAUAUAUCUCAAAAUAUAAAUUUAUUCACUUGAAAAGUAUCCCAGCCUCGUUGAAGAAACCAACUCCAGACAACAUAUUCUCUUAUGCCUACAGCUUGUCUAUUCUGAAAUCAUUGACAUUUGAGAAUCAAAAGUUUCAGCUGUGUGGAUGAAAAAUUGAACAAUGGAGACCUUCUGUGAGUCAUGCAGACGGCACCUGAAGAAUUUGGUGGAACUGAUACAGAAUGCCUCAGAAAAUCUCUUGCAGAAAAUAAAAGAUCUUUUCGAGUCAAUACAAUGCUGCUCCUGCCUGAAAUGGAGUAAACCUGCGCCACACAGACUUUACAAGCCAGUUCUACGACAACACGAAAAAGCAGCUGCACAGGAAAUUUUGCAGCACAUAGAAGAAGCUUCAGAAGGAAAAGUGAUUGACACAGAGUGCUUGGAGGCCUUGCAGACAUUAGCUGCUUCUGAAAACCCUAGUCUACAGCAAUCAGCUGCUCUCUACUACUUACACAUCAGUGAGCAGUUGAAGAAUGAAUUACCUGAAGAAUACCUGGAGCCAUAUUAUGCCUUGUUGCAGUCCAAUGAUUUAGAAGUGCAGAGGAAGGCAUCUCUAUCACUGGUCAAUCUCUUAGUGGAGGGUAAUGUGAACAAAGAGAGAGUGGUUCAGAUUGGACUGCUGGAGCCCAUACUGGAGCUACUUGGUUCUGGAGAUGCCACUGUACAGUGCAACUCCUGUGCAUGUGUGGCAAUCUUAGCUACUUCAGUUUUAAACAGAGAAGCUAUUGCCGCUGAAGGGGGAAUUAAGACUCUGUUGGGUCUUGCAAAGUCAUAUGACCCCAGAGUGCAACAAAAUGCAGUAGGCGCUAUUCUCAACCUUACAAGAUCAGAAAAGACUCAACUUUUGCUAUGUAAAGAGGGAGCUCUGCCUGUCCUGAUACUUCAAUUACAAUCUCCUGACUCCGAGGUCCAGUUCUACAGUUGUUCUGCGUUGACGAACAUCGCAUCCAACCCACGUCACCACCCAAACAUGCUUCAAAUAGGCGAUGGCAUUCUCCUCAAAAUGCUACUGUCUCUUAUGUCUUCCUCUGUGGUAAAGGUCUGCUGUCAAGCGUGCCACUGUCUCAGGAACUUGUCUCGAAAUGAAGACACUCAAGCAGACAUUGUGGCCAUGAACUUCUUGCCUCAGCUGCAUGAAUUGCUGAAGUUCUCUAGUAAAAGUGUGAAUGAAGCAGCUCUUUCUGUUCUCAGCAUGUUGUCAGAGAAUCAUUCCAACACGGAUGUCAUUGUGUCAGAGAAUAUCUUGAAAUCUUUGGGGAAGUUGCUGUUAACUCACAAAAUGAGUCCUGGAAUCAAUAAUUAUGUUGCAACCAUAAUCCAAAAACUAGCUACAAGUAAGACUCAACAGGCUAUUAUUGACAGUCAAUGUGUUGUGGUCCUGCUUCAGGCCCUCAGUCGCCUCGGAGUUCACGACGAGUCCUUACUGUAUGUGACACUUUGCAUUGCUGAACUCACCAAGUAUGAAACAAUAAGAACACAAGUAAUACAAGGAUCAGAUGUGGAUAUAGCAGCUCAUCUAUUGAUGCUUUCAAGCCAGUCUGAAAAUAUUGAUCUCUCCUUCCAGGCUGCUUGUAUAAUCAGCCAACUUGGACUAGAUGAAAUGUUUUCCAUGUUGUUGAGACCACAUGCCAGGGAGAUUGUUGGUUACGUUUUACGCUUCCUCAAACAUCAGGAAAUUAGAUUUCAACAUCUGGGCCUAUUAACUAUACGGAAUCUCGGAAAAGAUUCUCAUUUUGCAGCAGUGUUUAGUGAAAGGCAACUGACGCUGCAACUCAACAGGGUUUGUCAGCAAACAGCGGAAACACAAGAGCUACUUCAAGCUGUUCUAUUCCACAAAGAAGGAGACCAAAAACAAGAUGACUGAUGAUACUCAAGAGUUUACUGUGUCUCAGGAACAGCUAAAACCUAAAGAACACAGGAAAAGCAAAGAAACAUUUUCAAAUAUAUCAUGGUUUUGUUGAGGUCCAAUGGGUUCUUUGAGAAUUAGCUCACAUUUUAAACCUGGAAAUAAAAUCACAAUUGACACAUUCCAUAAACUUAUAAAAAUUCAAUUUCGCUUAGCUUUAACAGUUAAACUUCAUUUGGUGCCAAUAAUUAAGCAUUUUUCAAAUAAAGUAUACUGGAAGGGGUGAUUAAGUUAA
Carcharodon carcharias (great white shark) is the source of this 2370-nucleotide messenger RNA. Its product is annotated as vacuolar protein 8-like. Lineage: Eukaryota; Metazoa; Chordata; Chondrichthyes; Lamniformes; Lamnidae. Gene Ontology annotation, biological process: nucleus-vacuole junction assembly. Gene Ontology annotation, molecular function: protein-membrane adaptor activity; protein binding. Bases 351 to 2093 code for a protein of 580 amino acids. The transcript is spliced from 14 exons. The record is from RefSeq and is a predicted model, not a curated record.